Molecule: messenger RNA, 1816 nt
Organism: Spea bombifrons (plains spadefoot toad)
Lineage: Eukaryota; Metazoa; Chordata; Amphibia; Anura; Pelobatidae
Gene: PTER
Product: phosphotriesterase related
Exons: 5
Coding region: 161-1210 (349 amino acids)
Biological process (GO): catabolic process
Molecular function (GO): hydrolase activity, acting on ester bonds; zinc ion binding
Source: RefSeq, a predicted model, not a curated record
UAAAAACAAACGGGAAAGAACUGACCAAUCAGAGAUCUGCUCGUAACAGCCAAUCAGCAUUCAGUUAGGAUUCCAGUUCGGACACAGUUACCUGUUGAGUCCUCGAAAGUAAAGUAAAGUCACUUCCUGCCGGAAGACAUUCUUCACCUGGAGCAAAGACAUGUCUUCUUUGAGCGGCAAAGUACAGACUGUACUGGGGCCCAUUGACCCAGAUCAGCUCGGAUACACCUUGACCCAUGAACAUUUGACGAUGACCUUCAACUGCUGUUAUUGCCCACCUGCUCCUCACCAGAUGGCUUUAUCUGAGGAGCCCAUUGCAAUGAAGAAUUUGUUCUGGCUGAAACAAAAUCCCUACAGUAGUAAAGAGAACCUUCUUCUUAACCAAGAAAUGGAAGCCGUAAAGGAUGAGUUAUUGUUUUUUAAAUCGGUGGGUGGAGGAAGUAUUGUAGAAAACACAACCACUGGCAUUAGCAGAGAUGUGAGGGCCCUAAAGAAGCUAGCGGAGGAGACGAGGGUGAACAUAAUAUCCGGAGCUGGAUUUUAUGUGGAUGCUACUCAUUCACCGGAGAUGCGCGCCAUGUCUGUGGAACAGCUGACAGAGGUUCUGGUUAAUGAAGUCCUCCAAGGAGCAGAUGGGACAAAUAUAAAAUGUGGUAUAAUCGGGGAAAUAGGAUGUUCCUGGCCAUUAACGGAGAGUGAGAAGAAAGUUCUCCGGGCGACGGCUGAAGCUCAGAUCCAACUUGGCUGCCCUGUAAAUAUCCACCCUGGUAGAGACAGUGAUUGCCCAUUCGAGAUAAUCAGGAUUCUUCUUGAGUCGGGGGCAGAUGUGUCCAAAAUUGUAAUGUCUCAUCUUGAUAGGACUAUAUUUGAUGAGAAGAAGCUGCUUGAGUUUGCUGAGCUCGGAUCUUACCUGGAAUAUGACUUAUUUGGAACAGAAAUGCUGAAUUACCAGUUUAAUAUAGCUGUUGACAUGCCGAGUGACAACGAAAGGAUCAAAACGCUUCGCUUCCUGGUUGAUGAAGGUUAUGAAGACAGAAUCGUAAUUGCCCAUGAUAUCCACACAAAGAACAGGCUUGUAAAAUAUGGCGGGCAUGGAUACUCACACAUCCUCACCAACAUUGUCCCCAAGAUGUUGCUCAGAGGCAUAUCCCAAAACAUCAUUGAUAAGAUAUUGCUGGAGAAUCCAAAAAGAUGGCUGACAUUUAAAUAGAUAUGUUUUAAACAGUAUAAAUCAAGUUAUAUUGAGCAAAAUAUGAUGCAUAUCUGUUGGUCUAGGGCAUAGAUUGAAAAUGCUUUAUGAUAUACAGUGUAAUUAAUCAAAAUAAGAAAACAAAACUUGUAUAUAUUAUACAAAUAUACACUUAAACAAUUGUCUUCAAAAACAAUUUAAUUCCUUCAGGCAGCUGUAGUCAAAGGUCCUUUGAAGCAAAGUAAUAAUAGUAUUGCACAAGUUGUAGAAAAGUAAAGUGAUUCCAAUUAAAUUACUCCCCUCUGGAACAAUUUGAUGUUCCUUGUAAUAUUGAUGAUGCUUGUAAUUAUCCCGCUGUUCUUUAAUUAAUGCUUGAUAAGAAACAUGGCAAUUUAAAUUACUUUCCGGCAAAAAGCUUAGAUGUUGCCUAAAUAUUUUUUCCUUAAAUCAUCUUGGGCAUCUGACGUGUUCUAUUAGUUACAUUGAUUAUCGUCUAUUUAGGGCUAGUUUCUGCCGUGUAAAAUGUUUUUUUUUUUUUUUUUUUUUUGUUUAGUAUGUAAUAAAAAUGUUACGUCAUUUUAUGUCUAUAUAAUAAACGAUCCGAUUUCUGUAUUGUGCCCAGGGUAA